This is a messenger RNA of Caenorhabditis auriculariae, 3298 nucleotides long. The record is from the annotation of a GenBank genome assembly. Lineage: Eukaryota; Metazoa; Nematoda; Chromadorea; Rhabditida; Rhabditidae.
AUGGCUGGUCCAACUGAUAAGGUCCCUAUUCAGGCGGACAAUGUGGAACUCUUUGGUUCCAAUUUGCAGCACUCUUUUCAUCAACUUUUUCAUUCAUGGCUCAAAAAUUGGAAAAAAAAAUUAUUUUCAGUUGCAGACUAAUAAUAUGAGUUUUGCAUGAGAAAAAUUGUUUUUUUUUUGUCUAGCUUUUUUUUGACGUUUUUCUCGAUUUUGAAGUAGUUCUUUACAAACAGUUCGCUCAAAAAACUGAAAAAUGAUUCAGUUUGGCUCAUUUUUUAAAGCUUUUUUUUCCGAAAUUUUCUGUUAAAAUCAGUAAUAAUUCUUUUCUUUUUUCAAUUCUGUUCAGACGUUUUCUCAUUUGAACUACCUCAUAGUGGAUGUUUAGCUUAUAAUUCAUAUAACUGCCUUCUUUUCCAUAAGAAAAAUUGAAAACUUUUUGAAAAAAAACCUUUUUUUCAUCUUUGGCUUCAUUUUUUUAAUUUUUUUAAAGUUUUUUUGUGAAAAACUUAUUUUUGAAAAACGUUUUUCUGGCUAUGAGAUUUGCUCUGGAGUAUUUUUUUCGUUUUUAUUUGUAAACUGAACUUCUGAUUCUUUUUUUAAGGAAAAAAAAUGACCCAAGAACAACUUCAGCGCCUAGUUGAAAAAGUCGUUUCCUGAUAUUGAAAAUAUUUGGGAAAAAGGUUCGUAUUGUAGAGCUUUAUUUCUUUAAAAGCAAAAAUAAUUCAAGGUCUCCGUGGAGUUUGAAAGAAUCGAGAACGCAAAAAGUUUCUGGUCCGAGAUCUACAGAGCGAAAUUGAAGUGGAAAAAUGAGCCUGAACAUCCGACCCAGCUUUUUAUCAAAGUUGGUUUAUCUAAGUUUUUUUCUUUUUGAAGUCUAUGUUUCCUGAAUGUUCGAAUUUCAAUUAAGAGCACAAAUCUAUUUCAAAAAAUUUUUGCAGCUCCCAAAAAUCACCAAAAAUGCUGAGAAAUCGGACGGAUCCGAUAUGCUUCCAACGCUUAUCGAUUUUACAAAGGUACUCUUUUUUUCAGGGUCCGGAAAUUAUUUUGACUCGUUCAGAGAGAAAACUUAUUCCAUCACGUCUACGGUGGAACAAAGAUCCCAAAUUUUCCAACCCCAAAAGUCUACUACUGUGAGGAUUACGGUGAUGGUGGUUACGGUGGAUUGGCUGCAGAAGAUUUAACCGAUCAGAUGUAUGCAGUUGAAUAUAUUCCAGGCUUUGAUGAUCCUCAGGUUGGUCCAAGAAGUUUAAAAAUAUACGGCAGGUGACAGUAGUACUUUGAAUUCCAAACAAUUGUUUUUCCAAUAUGGUGAAACUUCCGUUAUAUACAUGAUUUUUAUCCCUUUUCCCCUAUUUUUGUGUAAUUUUGAUCUUUCCAGAUUCUCCGACUACUAGAAGCCCUGGCCGGCUUCCACUACCAAGCUUUCUCUAGUUCUGACCCCAGAAGUCAAAAAGAGCGGGUGGAUCAAUUCGAUUACGAUCAUAACAUUGAAGAAUCAUUUGCCGACACUAUGGUUUGAAUUUUUCGUAGAAAUUUCCUUCACAACAGAUUCCUUACGGUGCUAUCUCUCAGUUAAUUAGAAAAAAAAUACUAACCUUUCUGGACUGAAAUAGCUGGGAAAAAUCUGUCGUUGAGCUUUCUGUUCUCAACUCAAAGCAGCAUUUAUUCUCCAAAAUAGGCGAGAGGAUCUCUGAAAAAAUCAUGAAUAGAUAAUGAAAAGUGGAGUAAUGAACAGUGGACCUUGCCUCUGCAAAAAAAUAAAAUUAAACUCAGGCAGUUUUCAUCGGAAUUUAAUUUUUUUAAAAAAAUUUAAUAAGAAUAACUAAAUUAUCCCUUCGAGAACAAAGAAAAAAAGAAGAAAAAAAUGAAAGUAUAAAAGCGAUAAAUCGAAAUGAAGAAAAAUUUUUCGAUUCGAGGUCUCAAACUUUUUUUCGCUUUUUUUCAACAACUGCGCCUUACUAAAAUUGAGGAUAACAUAGCUUCAUGAAGAACAAACACAAAGAUUAAUAUUGAUUAAGAAAAAUGAAUCAUGAAUAAAAAAAUAAAUAACAAAUAAAACCUAGGGGAAGAGCGUCACUGUAUUUGCAGUUGUAAUGACUACAGUAGGAGUCCAAAAUUUUAUUUUUUUUUCAAAUAAAUUUCAUUUUUUCAAGUUUUUUUUUCUUGCGUGCUAACACCAGCAUGAUGGUGUUUUAAUGUUUUCAAAUACUGCUGGAAAAACGCGUUUAUAAACCACGACGUUUCAAAACGGGUGAAGCGCGUGGAAGUGGGCGUGGCCUAAUAGCGUAUUUUUCCGAGUUCAUUUUGGAGUUUUUGAAGUCCCCAGUAAUAUUUGCUCAAUACAUUUCUUAAUCUAUUGUUUUCAGUUCAGUUCAGCAAAGAAUCUGGAAGAAUAUCGGCCAGAAUGGUUCAAAGGAAGACUGGAGAAUCUGAAAUGGGCCUACGAAAAAGACUAUGUUCGGAAAGCGUUGGAACAUCCCAGAAUUCGAGGUGCUUGUUUUUAAAUAUGUCAAUAAAUAAAAGUUUCAGGCCUUCCUUGGGUCUUGGUACAUUCCGAUCUGAACGCCACGAAUGUCCUUUGGAGAAAAGGAUCAAAAACCGAUGAUGUGAGCCUUUUUUGUUCUCAUAAGGUUGUAAACGAUUUUUUUUCAGUUAGUCGCUGUAAUCGACUUCCAGAUGGUUUGCAAAGGAUCGAUGGUUAGCGAUAUUAUCAGAAUAUUGACUUUGGGAACUUCUUAUGAAAAUAGGACUAAGAAUACGGAUAGGUUUGUUUUUUUCAACUAUGAAAGGGAGGAUAAAGUGUCGAAAUAUCACGAAAUACGGGUAAUUUAGCGCAAAAAGAAAAAUCUUUUUUUUAUGAAAGUAAGUAUUUUAAUUUGAUGUAGAAGAAGUCUUUCUCGUUUAUUUUUCGAAAAAAAUGUUUAAUUUAAUUUUAAAAGUUUAUAGCAACGUUUUUCUGAAUUUCAACUUUCAGGUAUUUGGAACACUACUACAACAGCCUUCAGAAAAUUGCAAAGGAUGAAUUGAAAUUUACACUCGAAGAUGUGAGUUAGAAAUUCGAUUUUUUUUUUUCAAGACGUGAAUUUAGGUCCACAAAUCCUAUGAGGACCUUUUUGCGCUUUGCUCGACGUUCACCUUGUUCGGAAUUUCGAUUUACUACCAAAUGUACAAAGAAGAAGUGAUUAAAAGCGCGCAAGUGACGGUGGAAGAAGCUUGCGAGGAACUUUUGAGCCGUGCCAAGGGAAUAAUUGAAGACAUGGAGAAGUUUGGGAAUCGGUUGGAGAAUGAGAAAUUGUGA